Molecule: messenger RNA, 642 nt
Organism: Schistosoma curassoni
Lineage: Eukaryota; Metazoa; Platyhelminthes; Trematoda; Strigeidida; Schistosomatidae
Source: the annotation of a GenBank genome assembly
AAUUCAUAACAGCUUUAUACUUUUUAAAUUAUAUGGCUAAAAAGACUACCAAACAUUUACAUAGUUUUCACGUUUACCUUCAACUAAACAUUAAAAGUAAGUUUCAAGCCUUCAUCACCAGAUUUUAUAUCCUUCCUGACAGAUGUCUGGGGACAAUAAAGGAAGCAACUAAUGUUCUUGGAAACGCUAUUUGUCUUGCAUAAUGAGUUGAAUCAGUCAGUUUGAAAAAAUAUUAGAAACUGACUCAUUCAAUAAACAAUGUUUGAACCGUGUUAUAAUACUCCUGGAAGAAUUCCAAGUCCACAAUAUACCCAACACGUUCCUCCAAUCCUAUUUCGUAAACGUACUGAAAAAAUUGAUUGGAAACGCUUAGCGUCGAUUGAUGUAAACCGUAUAACAAAAGAUGUAGAUAUUGAAAGCCUACAAGAAAUAUUAUCGUCUGUCACAUUCUGUGAUAUAACUAACGAAAUAGAUACACGUUAUGUGGAUAAUAACUUGAUAAAACUAUUUCAACUUGCUCAACUUUUAGUUGAAUAUUUAUUGGUAAGCAGUAGAUUUACGAAUACUAAGUCAGUUGUGUAUUCAGAUUCGACAUCUUUAAUAUUAUUAAUUCAGAAGGAAUUUCCUCAUAUUCACGCAUAA